AUGGCCUCGAUCGACGAGAAGACGCUCGACUGGACACAUGAAGAUCCACCAAUGUCCACGCCUCUCGAAGACGUGACUCAGUACUGGCUGACAGACUGCAUCAGUACCUCACUUUCGCCGUCUCGCCACCUUCUCACUCCCGGGAAUAUUGACGCAAACGGAAAUCCGGCAUGGCAUAUCCACAAGCCACUCGGCUUGAACUGGAUUCUCAAGGAAGCUGCUCCUGUACCAGAGGUAUGGACCGAGACCGCGGGAAACCUGAAGUCCUUCCGACAGCAUGACGAAGGAGGACGUUCUACCGCCAUGCAGAGACCGGAAGCCCUGUUAUAG
This is a messenger RNA of Lecanosticta acicola, 330 nucleotides long. Lineage: Eukaryota; Fungi; Ascomycota; Dothideomycetes; Mycosphaerellales; Mycosphaerellaceae. The record is from the annotation of a GenBank genome assembly.